AUGAUAUUUGUGCUAAAGGUCUAUUUGGCAGUGGAUUUUAAUUAUCCAAACAAUCUAUAAUUAGAGUAAAUAUUAUUAAUGAAGAUCGAAGGUGGUAAAUUAAUUAGUCAGUCAUUAAUCUCGCGCGUGCCUAACUACCGCGUUAAUCCUAUUAGGGAUUAUUGUAUGCACGGAGUCGAACAGAAGGGAUUUAACCGAGUAAAGUGUUGUCAUAAGUUUUAUUUAAAUUUCGUUGAACGUCCCAAUAAAUUCCUACGUUGUGUAAGAUUUUGUGCCGGGAUAUUUUAGCAGUAUUAUAAUCAAUAAGUCUUUUCUUCUCCUGCAUGUGGACAGCCGAUUAAUAUUCGGAUCUUUUCCAUGUCGAAAUGUACUUAUCGGGCUGAGUGAACCUCUUUGUGAAGGGUUGCGUUCAACAGUGAGGCGUAAACAAUGCGCAUAUAAAUAAAAAUUAAAAUUUAAACCCCGUCGACAGAUAUUAUAAUAAUUUUAAAGAAACAAGUCAAGGCGUGAAGAAACCUUAAUAACUUGAUACCCCAAUGACAAAACGUAGCGCGACCUUUGUGCAUUCCUACCAACAAGUGGGUUUGUGAUACAAACAAUCGUAUUUAGAAGUCGAUCUGUGUUAUCAACUGAUUCCUGUGUAGCGAUCUAGACGGGACAUUUUUACCAGUCUACGUUGGUGUUGUGAUAUUCUACGGUGGAAAAAACUAGGAGAGGAAGAACUAGCAGAUGUCAUAAUUACGGAAAGUUUCCCGUUUUUCAUAACCUUUUUAAGACUUAAAGACAAUUUUAUUAAAUGAUGGAGUUGGAGUGAGAAGCAGAUGACAAGAUGACAGACACAGGGGACCAGUCGUUUAUCAGGGUUAAGUACGGGGAUAAUCAAGAGGCCAUUUUUAAUCCUUGGUGCUCUAGCUACACAUUGCUUGAGUGGAUCAGAAAAAAGUGCAAUUGUGAUAGUGAUAUACUUAUAGAUUUGGUGGAUAUGGAUGGUCAAGUAAAGAAUUUGUCUGCACGAACCAAAGAAUACGCAAGUGAAGUUGUUAAUGGCAGGGAAACAUAUGUAUUAAUACGCGUAGAAAAGAUUGGUGAUGGAAAAUACAACUAUACCUCUCUCCUGAAUAAUCUUGGGGAUGUCAACCCAGACUUAUUUGGAAAAUUAAGUGUAAUGUCAAGGCCACAGACCAGAGUGAAAGGAAAGAAAAAUAACAAACCUCUCAAGACACCAAAGAGUACCCGCAAUGAGUCUGCCACCAAGAGACCAAAAAGUAGCGAGAAGAAAAAAUAGACUACACAUACAGACCACGGAAUCAUUAGAUUAUAUUGAUCAAAAUCCAGAAUUAAGGAGAAUCUCUUGUAGACAAUGGUGAAGCUCAUCCUUAUGAUGUAAACGUUAAAAGGGUAUAUCAGUCAUGUAUACUAGUAUGUUAAAUGUCUAUACAUAUUCACAUAUUUAUAUAUGUUUUUAUACUGGUGUAUUGGGUAACUAUUCUCAAUUUUUUGGGAAAAUUGCAUUAUUAGAGUUACAGGGUUUCAUAAACAUUUACAAAUAUUCAAUCACAUUGUUUAAUAGCUAAAUGCUUUCUAAAUUUCAGUAAUUUUACAAAAAAACUUUUGUUGUGUUAGACAUAUUUUUAUGUGUUAUAGAAAUAAAGACAGAAAAAUCAA
Saccostrea echinata is the source of this 1665-nucleotide messenger RNA. RefSeq lists its product as uncharacterized. Lineage: Eukaryota; Metazoa; Mollusca; Bivalvia; Ostreida; Ostreidae. The transcript is spliced from 5 exons. The coding region runs from base 830 to 1285 and encodes 151 amino acids. The record is from RefSeq and is a predicted model, not a curated record.